Molecule: messenger RNA, 2350 nt
Organism: Magallana angulata
Lineage: Eukaryota; Metazoa; Mollusca; Bivalvia; Ostreida; Ostreidae
Product: polymerase delta-interacting protein 3-like
Exons: 8
Coding region: 38-1630 (530 amino acids)
Biological process (GO): mRNA export from nucleus
Cellular component (GO): nucleus
Molecular function (GO): mRNA binding
Source: RefSeq, a predicted model, not a curated record
AUGGAAUCGCGCUUCACAUCGGUAAACUUAGUCGAACAUGGACGUAUCUCUAGAUGAAUAUAUUGGCAGUACGUCUGGUGCAAAUUUUCGUGUUCAAAUUAGAAAUACUCCAGUUCAGAGAAAUGUUGGUGGAAAUGCUGGAUUUUCUGGACGAGGGAAUGUUCAAGGUCAUGUAAAUAUAAGGGGGCGUGGUCGGGGGCGGGGCGGAGUUCAGCCCAGGAAUCUGAGAGGAGGAAGAGUUGUUGGAAUGUCCAAAGUUCCAAUGGGAGGAAUAAGUACUGGAAAUUUGCGGGGUAGAUCAAGACUUUCUAGGGGUGGAGUGAAUGUUGGUAACAUAUCCAGAAAUCUUACAGUUUCUACUGGACCGAGUGGAUUUGACGCAAGAGCAAAAAUAUUGGCAAGCAAAAAACCAUUAGAUGCUCGAGAAAAACUAUCUUUAAAAGCAAAACAGACUGAUGCCAGGUCAAAGAUUGCAAAUCUCAAAGCAAAGAACACAGGAAAAACAACAAAUGAUGCCAGAAUGUUUAUUUCAAACAAAUUACAGACUGGCCAAGGAGGAAAUAAAGUGAGAUUGGGGACUGGAGGUAUCACAGACAAUAUUUCAAUCAAAAGAACACUUCAAACAGGUCCACAAGGCUCUGCUCAGUUAAGGGAUGGAUCAAUUACUCGUACAAUACCAGGAGGAGAGCCUGCUUCAUCUGUGAGCUUUGGUCAAGGUGGAAAUCCAGUCAUCCAAAUAAAGAACGAUCAGUUCCACAAACCAGCAAAAGCAGCAACGGUAAAGGUUAACAAGUUUUAUUAUGGAGGAGAAGAUGAAGAGGAAGAAGAAGAAGAGGAUUAUGUUCCACAGGUGAAAAAGCCAUUGACAUAUUUAGUGGAAAAGACUCUGACUGUGAAAACACCCCAACUUUUGCCUACUUCAUCUUUUCCACAAACCCUGCCGAAACGGCAGCCGCAAGUUGUGAAAAAAUCAACAGUGAUAUCGACAAAGAAACCUACCCCUAUUCGCUUUGACAGCUCGGAUAGCGAUGUUAUAGAUGACACUCACAGGGAGUUGAAACGUAAGGCCUCCUCGGCCCCCUCCUCUGGGCCCCUGAAGUUGGCCAAGUCAGCAGGGUAUGGACCUGGGGUUCCCUCCCUGUCGUUGGAUGGACCCAAAGUUUUCAAGUCAGCCAGUGUACCAGAAGACGACCUCCUAACUGAGACACAGUUGGCAUCUACAGUUGGAUUUAGAGUCAUUGUAUCCAAUCUUCACACUGUUGUCGUUCAGAAUGAUAUCAUAGAACUGUUUGGUGCUAUUGGACCAAUCAAGAGGGCCAGACUGUUGAAGGAGGGGGUGGCGGAAGUGGUGUACCUGAAUAAAGAAGAUGUCCAGAAAGCCAUCCAGAAGUACAACAACAGAGAGCUGGAUGGAUUGCCAAUGCAGGUGAAAUUGUAUACUCCACCAAAGCCUAAGAAAGCAGCUCCCGAGAAUAUUGUAGGCAAUGUGAAGGAUGUGGAGGGUCCACUCAAACUUGGAAAAGACAACCCGAAAAAAGGCUCUGAUGUUGAUUUAGGAGUACUACACAAAGCGUUGUUCAAGACUGGCGCUCCAAACAAGACCAAAGUGUCGUUCACAGUCAAAGUGUAGCAAUGUCAAGGACUUUCACACUUCAACCUCGCUCAGCUGCAAAACUGUGAACAUGGCCUUUAAUAUCAACCAAAAUGACAGAUAAAUGUCGCAAUAAAACAGGACUGUACUGUGAAUCAUCAUCUGAAGUUACUGUGUGUUACUGUAAAUCUGUGUGUUCUGUUUUGUUUUGUUUAAAUAAAACAACGAUUAAGCAAAAAUUCAUCCUUCUGUGAAAAAAUGAGAGAUACAUUUGACUGUAGCAGUCAAUUUUUGCCCAUUAGGAUGACCAUCUUUUCAUUUCAUUACCCACAUAGAACUCAAGAAUUGCCUCAUUGUCUCAUUCUAAUCUUGUUUGUCGACAUUGCAUAUUUCUACCAUACUUGUCAUUUCCUACUCACCCAUAACUCUGUUCUUUAUGAUGACCACCCCUCAUGCAUUCCAUGUUUACAGUUUUGCAGCUAGCUUAUAGACACUUAUAAAUGUAGGCUCUUACUAGACACGUUUCUGCCCAGUGCUGUUUUUGGGAUGAGAUGGUACCUGGACAAUUGAAUUCAAGACAGUGAAUGUUAAUUUUUUGAUUAUCAUUUUUCAUUCUGCUUUCAUUAUGUACAUUUUCAUUUAUCUAGUACAUGUAAUUAGAUUUUUUUUUUCAUUUCUUGUUCAUGAUGAUAUGCUUUGUUUUAAUCCUUGAAUGUGUAUGAUGUACACUGAUUGGAUUAAAUGUAUUAUGAAAAGAUU